This is a messenger RNA of Arabidopsis thaliana (thale cress), 4350 nucleotides long. RefSeq names its product RNA helicase, ATP-dependent, SK12/DOB1 protein. Bases 718 to 4350 code for a protein of 1210 amino acids. The transcript has 22 exons. NCBI's taxonomy places the organism in Eukaryota, Viridiplantae, Streptophyta, Magnoliopsida, Brassicales, Brassicaceae. Gene Ontology annotation, molecular function: ATP hydrolysis activity; RNA helicase activity; nucleic acid binding. Gene Ontology annotation, cellular component: cytoplasm. Gene Ontology annotation, biological process: mRNA catabolic process; RNA catabolic process. The record is from RefSeq and is marked reviewed.
CUGAACUCAACCGGAGGGAAAUCUAAUUGUUGUGUUCCUUCCUUUCACAGACCGAUCGCUGAUAAAGUCAGAAUAGUUCGGAACAAGAGACGGCGAGAAAAGGGAAUGCGAAGAAGAUAACGGUAUAGAGAAAAGGCACUAUGAACAAAGUCGAAGCAGGCAAUGAGCUCGGCUUCCGGGUCGGAUUCUCCGGUCAUGGUGGUCACCUCCGCGUCGAGCCUUUUUACACGGCCGAGAGAGACGACGCACUGAACUCACUUCCCGAUUUUGUAUCCCCUCCUGCAUUUGCCAAGGAAACAAAAGAAUCAAUAAAGAAACAUAUUGAGGAGAAGUAUCUCAUCCCGAGACUGGAACCGGAUCAGUUUUCUGCUGAAAAAGCUGAGAAUCAGUGGGAUUUUGAUUGGUUUUCCAGGGUGAAGAUGCCCCUUCAACCCUCUUUGCCAAGGUCCGUUGUGGUUCCGACUUGGGAGUUGCCAUUCAGGCGUCAAAAAGAGGAUACUGAGAACGGAGCAUGGGAGCCAAAAUCAGUGGAGGUAACUCAUUUCUUUCUUUUCAAAUCGUGAAUUAUCUUAAAUAAACUAGUUCAUUUAGACAGUGAUAUUCUCCUAGAAUCUGGAACAUGUUUGGUAGAAAAAUGACCUGCUAUUAGCUUUCUGUUUCUGACUCUAGUUGGAGAAAUGGAUUGUCAUAUUAUGUUAGGUGGAUUUGUCAGAACAAAUGUAUGGGGAUCAAGAUUCUGGAUUUUUUCCACGAAUGGUAGGACCUCCGAAGGAUUUUCUGAGAGGAAGUGUCAACAAUCGCCCUUUCCGUCCAGGUGGCUUGGAGGAUUCACAGUCUUCAGAGAGAGUCCUUCCAGAGGGUGUCUCUAGUGGCCAAUGGGUACAGGAAUUGCUCAAUGGGGGUCCUGCUCAAACUGUUCCUCCUAGUUUUAAGCAGAGUUUAGAUCUUGGAGAUCUGAUGCCAUAUCCCCAAACAUGGAGCGUUUAUGAGGAUCAUAGUUCACAUGGCAAUGCUUCAGAUGAAAAUUCGAGCAAGUUGUCUAUUCAGUUUGACGAUCUGUUCAAGAAGGCAUGGGAAGAAGAUACUUUCUCUGAACUUGAGGGAGAUGAUCAUACAGCUGGAUCUGAGUCUCCAAAGGCGGAAGCUGAACCCGAUGCUAAAGCGAGCAUAAGCAAUGAAGUCAGCAAAGGACUAGAGACUGACGUCACUGUGCUGGAUGAGAUUUUGUCAUCAGCAAAAACAGCAAUAAUGUCUGAAGAGGCAGUUACUGGGAGCAGCGAUAAACAACUACGGAAAGAGGGAUGGGCCACUAAAGGAGAUAGCCAAGACAUUGCAGACCGGUUUUAUGAGCUUGUUCCUGACAUGGCGAUUGAAUUCCCUUUCGAAUUGGACAACUUUCAGAAGGAGGCUAUCUGUUGUUUAGAAAAGGGAGAGUCUGUUUUUGUAGCAGCACAUACAUCGGCGGGGAAGACAGUUGUUGCAGAAUAUGCAUUCGCUUUGGCCACCAAGCACUGUACACGAGCGGUUUAUACUGCUCCAAUUAAAACCAUCAGCAACCAAAAAUACAGAGAUUUUUGUGGGAAGUUUGAUGUAGGACUUCUCACAGGUGAUGUUAGCAUAAGGCCAGAGGCAUCUUGUCUGAUCAUGACAACUGAAAUAUUAAGGUCAAUGCUUUAUCGUGGUGCUGAUAUCAUACGUGAUAUAGAAUGGGUUAUAUUUGAUGAAGUUCACUAUGUCAAUGACGUAGAGAGAGGGGUUGUUUGGGAAGAAGUCAUCAUCAUGUUGCCAAGGCAUAUAAAUUUUGUCCUCCUUUCUGCAACGGUGCCAAACACAUUUGAAUUUGCUGAUUGGAUUGGCCGAACAAAACAAAAGGAGAUACGUGUUACUGGCACGACAAAAAGACCAGUUCCCCUAGAGCAUUGUCUUUUUUACUCUGGAGAACUCUACAAAGUUUGUGAGAACGAAGUUUUUCUUUCAAAAGGGAUAAAGGAUGCUAAAGAUUCACAAAAGAAGAAGAAUUCAAAUGCAGUUAGUGUUGCACCUAAACAACAAAUGGGAUCUUCAGCUCAUCAAGAUGGGAGCAAAUCUCAGAAACAUGAAGCUCAUUCUCGUGGCAAGCAGAAUAAACACUCAAGUGUAAAAGAUGUGGGAAAAUCCUCUUACAGUGGUAACAGUCAGAACAAUGGGGCAUUUAGACGAUCAGCAGCUUCAAAUUGGUUACUGCUUAUCAACAAGCUUUCAAAAAUGUCCCUAUUACCUGUGGUUGUCUUCUGUUUCUCGAAGAAUUAUUGUGAUAGGUGUGCCGACGCCUUGACUGGGACCGACCUCACCAGUAGCUCUGAGAAAAGUGAAAUCCGUGUCUUUUGCGAUAAAGCGUUUUCAAGAUUGAAAGGGUCUGAUCGGAAUUUACCUCAGGUUCUCAGACUCCAAAGCUUACUUCAUAGAGGAAUUGGUGUUCAUCAUGCUGGGCUGCUUCCAAUUGUAAAGGAAGUUGUUGAAAUGCUUUUUUGCCGUGGUGUUAUUAAGGUGCUAUUUUCAACGGAGACAUUUGCCAUGGGGGUUAAUGCUCCAGCUAGAACGGUCGUUUUUGAUGCUUUGAGGAAGUUUGAUGGCAAGGAAUUUAGACAAUUGCUUCCUGGAGAGUACACUCAAAUGGCAGGACGUGCUGGCAGAAGAGGACUUGACAAAACGGGCACAGUUGUUGUCAUGUGUCGCGAUGAAGUUCCAGAUGAGAGUGAUCUGAGGCGUGUAAUUGUUGGAAGCGCAACAAGACUAGAAUCUCAGUUUCGACUAACCUACAUAAUGAUCCUCCAUCUUUUACGUGUUGAAGAAUUAAAGGUGGAGGACAUGCUGAAAAGAAGUUUUGCUGAAUUUCAUGCCCAGAAGAAACUACCCGAGAAACAACAGCUUCUCAUGAUAAAACGUUCUCUACCAACUAAACAUAUUGAAUGUAUUAAAGGUGAACCGGCAAUUGAAGAUUACUAUGACAUGUACAUGGAAGCAAAUGAAUAUAACAACAAGAUGUCGGAAGCGGUCAUGCAGUCUCCUUAUGCCCAGAGUUUUCUUGUACAAGGAAGAGUAGUGGUCAUGAAAUCUGGAAUGGGCAUAGACAAUUUACUCGGAAUCGUUCUGAAGGGACCUUCCAACACUAACAGACAAUAUGUUGUUUUGGUGAUAAAAUCUGAAAUACCGCCACCGGAGAAAAAUAUGGUCAGCAUUGGCAAGAAAAGUUCAGAUCCUUCUCAAGGUUAUUUUAUUGCGCCUAAAUCAAAACGUGGUUUUGAAGAAGAAUUUUAUACAAAGCCGAGCUCUCGUAAAGGUCCCGUUGUAAUAAAGAUAGAGCUCCCGUACCAUGGGGUUGCUGCUGGUGUAGGUUACGAGGUUAAAGGGUUUGAUAACAAAGAAUUUUUGUGCAUAUGCGAUAGCAAGAUAAAGAUUGAUCAGGUGCGCCUACUCGAGGAUGGGAACAAGGCAGCUUUUUCUCAGACGGUUCAACAGCUUCUGGAUCUGAAAUCAGACGGAAACAAAUUUCCUCCUGCUCUAGACCCAGUAAAAGAUUUGAAGCUGAAAGAUGCUGAGCUUGUGGAGACAUACUAUAAAUGGACCAACCUAUUGCAAAAGAUGUCCAUGAAUAAGUGCCACGGUUGUGUCAAAUUGGAAGAGCACAUGAAGUUAGCUAGGGAGAUUAAGAAGCAUAAGACGGAUCUCAAAGAUCUUGAAUUUCAAAUGUCUGAUGAAGCCCUAUUACAAAUGCCUGCCUUUCAGGGCCGGAUCGAUGUUCUGAAGAACAUUGGGUGUAUAGAUGAUGACCUCGUCGUCCAAAUCAAAGGUCGUGUCGCUUGCGAGAUGAAUUCUGGGGAAGAAUUGAUUUGCACAGUGUGUCUGUUCGAGAAUCAAUUCGAAGAAUUAGAACCAGAAGAAGCAGUGGCUAUAAUGUCUGCCUUUGUCUUCCAACAGAAAAACACUUCAGCGCCUACACUAACUCCUAAGCUGGCUAAGGCUAAACAAAGACUCUAUGAUACAGCAAUCAGACUUGGUGAACUUCAAGCUCAGUACAAUUUACAAAUAGACCCUGAAGAAUAUGCUCAGGAGAAUCUCAAAUUUGGUCUGGUCGAAGUCGUCUAUGAGUGGGCAAAGGGGACUCCAUUUGCAGAGAUAUGUGAACUGACAGAUGUCCCGGAAGGUCUGAUAGUUCGAACCAUUGUGAGAUUGGAUGAGACAUGCCGUGAAUUCAAGAACGCAGCUGCCAUUAUGGGGAACUCGGCGUUACACAAGAAAAUGGAUGCAGCUUCAAAUGCCAUAAAACGUGACAUCGUCUUUGCGGCUAGUCUGUAUGUGACCGGAGUGUAA